UGCAGUUCAAGCUGUGACAUAUUCUGUGGAUAUAUGGUUGCAUUAUUGUGUCUUCGCAAUAUCAACAUAUGAGGAUCCGGAUACCAUUAGAAGGUAAAUGCAUGAUUUUGGGUAUUAUUUAAUUUUAUAUAUCUCUCUGGUAUUCAUUCUUAGACUUGCAGGUUGGGUCUCGCUCGGUGGUCGACUUCCUUGUGGUGAUGUCUAUGAGGUUGUCUUUUUAUUUUCUAACCUUUUCUUGGUCUCCCUGCAGUAUUGGUAUCUCACAUAUAAGGCGAGAGGGUUUAAUAGCCUUUUAUUUUUCUUCAUGGGUUUAAUUUGUUUUUAUGUAUAUAUUUUCAUUUCUUUCCUAUUUUCUCAAAAGGUAUAUGUAGUAGUCAUGUAGUUUUCCAUGUAUUAUUGCUGCCUUUGACUUUGACACACUUGAGGAUAUGGGUGCAAUACAAAAUGCUGGUGGGAAGAUCUCGUUCAGUUAAGGGCUAAGAUGGCCUCUCUUCUAUAUGCCCUGCUCCAUUUCAAGGACAUAGUAUGGUUUUGUCGGGAAGGUAAAUGCAGCAUAUUUGUGUGUCUAAUGUUGAUACAGUGAAAAUUUUCCUUCUCGAUCUUCAGGGGGGGCCUCAUUAUGCAUAGAUUCAAUCCACAAUGACUAUCAAUCCUACCCUUUCUGGGACAAGUACAUAGAGUAUGAGUUCUCCCAACAGGAGUGGAGCCGUCUUGCUAUGAUCUACACAAGGAUAUUGGAGAACCCCAUCAACCAACUAGAUCGCUAUUUUAACAGCUUCAAGGAGCUGGCUGGAAGUCGGCCCCUAUCUGAGUUACAAACAGCUGAGGAAGCUGCCAUAACAGCUGCAAGUGCUGAGCCUGGUGUUCAAGGAGGGGAAGAAGGCGAGGGUCCUCGUGAUGGGGUGGAGCAAGAGUUCCCUAAAUCUACACUCAGUGAAUCUGAAGAAUUGGAGAAAUAUAUUACCAUAAGGGAAGAUAUGUACAAGAAAGCUAAAGAGUUGGAUUUACAAAUUCGCGACUUUGAGGCAGCCAUUAAGAGACCAUACUUCCAUGUGAAGCCUCUUGAUGAUAUACAACUGGCCAAUUGGCAUAACUACCUUGAUUUUAUUGAAAGAGGGGAUGAUUUUAACAAGGUUGUCAAGUUAUAUGAGAGAUGCCUCAUUGCUUGUGCUAACUAUUCUGAGUAUUGGAUACGCUAUGUUCUAUGCAUGGAAGCCAGUGGAAGUAUGGAGCUUGCAAGCAAUGCACUUGCUCGGGCCACCCAAGUCUUUGUCAAAAGACAACCUGAGAUUCACGUCUUUGCUGCUAGAUUUAAAGAACAAAGUGGGGAUAUUUCGGGGGCACGUGCAGAGUACCAACUCUUACAUUCGGAUGUGGCACCUGGUCUAAUUGAAGCUUUAGUAAAGCAUGCAAACAUGGAGCAUCGAUUGGGUCAAGUAGAAACUGCCCUUAUCAUCUUCACGGAUGCCAUAACUUCUGAGCAAGCAAAAGAUCAGUCCCAAAUUCUACCUUUCCUUUAUGUUCAGUAUGCACGGUUUCUUUACUUGGUUGUUGGCAAUGCAGAGAAGGCUAGGGAGGUUUUAACUGGAGCCCUUGAACACAUGCCAUUGUCCAGGCCCCUUGUUGAGGCAGUUAUCCAUUUAGAAACGGUUCAGCCUUUUCCAAAGAGAAUUGAUUACUUGGAUUCGCUUGUUGAAAAAGUGAUAACACCCAAUGCUGAGGAUUCUAAUGUGCUGAGUUCUGUGGAUAGAGAAGAAUUAUCUAGCAUAUUCUUGGAGUUUGUUGAUCUCUUUGGAGAUGCAACUGUGAUAAAGAAGGCGGAAAACAGGCACGCUAAGCUAUUUUUACAUCAAAAGACUAUGUCAGAAUCAAGAAAAAGGCAAGCCCAAGAUGGUCUUUCAUCUGAUAAAGUAAAGUCACUCAAAAGUGUUUCCUCUGCUGCUUCUCCACUUCUGUCUGCCUAUCCCAAUGGCCAGCAGCAAUGGGCAGCUGGUUAUGGGCCGCAGCCUCAAGCUUGGGCACAGGCUCCUCAGCCCCCAGUGCAACAAUGGAAUCCAGCCUAUUCGCAGCAGGCUGGCUAUGGAAAUUACAGUUAUGCUGGUUAUACCCAGCCUCAACAAGCUGCUGCAGCUCCACAACCGGCUGCUAGUUAUGGUGCCUAUACUCAAACUUACCCUGUCCAGCAGGCUUAUACACCACAGACUUAUGCCCAAGCGACGCCGGCCUUUACACCUGCUGCUGCUCAGCCACAAGCUCCAGUUCCUCAGCCUUAUUACAGCGUCGGUUGUAUACCUCAGUGACGAUGGUCGAGCGACAAGAAGCAGAGAUAUGGGUUCAGAUUUUCUGUCUUAAUAUUGCUGUUAUGUUGAGGAUGGAAACAAGAGAGAGAGAGAGAGAGAGAGAGAGAGAGAGA
Molecule: messenger RNA, 2413 nt
Organism: Amborella trichopoda
Lineage: Eukaryota; Viridiplantae; Streptophyta; Magnoliopsida; Amborellales; Amborellaceae
Source: RefSeq, a predicted model, not a curated record